Haplochromis burtoni (Burton's mouthbrooder) is the source of this 5743-nucleotide messenger RNA. RefSeq names its product putative cation exchanger C521.04c. Bases 2312 to 4621 code for a protein of 769 amino acids. Gene Ontology annotation, cellular component: endomembrane system; membrane. Gene Ontology annotation, molecular function: calcium:proton antiporter activity. Gene Ontology annotation, biological process: intracellular calcium ion homeostasis; calcium ion transmembrane transport. NCBI's taxonomy places the organism in Eukaryota, Metazoa, Chordata, Actinopteri, Cichliformes, Cichlidae. The transcript is spliced from 20 exons. The record is from RefSeq and is a predicted model, not a curated record.
UCUUAAGAUGCUAAAUAUUCUUUUCACAGUAAGCAAUCUUUAUAGAUGAAAAAUAUGUUUGACUUGAACACAGCAGCUGAGGUUGAAUAGUUUGUUUUCAUACUUAGUAACAGUGAAAUGACCUAGAAGUGGUAGAUGAAAUGAGAGCCAGUUUUUAAAUGUAAAGGAACAGUAUUUCCCAGUACUUUCUUUCUUAUCUUCUUCACCAUACUGGACCAGCCUCCAUUAGAGGAGAAAAAGGAGAUAAUGUUGACCCAGAUUCAGUGCCCAACAAAGUUAAGCCUAGCUCACAUAAAAUGUGCAAGAGUUUUCAAUCAUCAGUCUCUAGUUUUACACGCUGGUGAGUUUAAGCAAAUUUUCUGUGGGAUCUUUUUGAUUGCACCGUCUCUCAUUCACCAGUCAAAUCAGUGUGCACUGCUUUACUCUGAGUCUGCCUGAGUGCGACCAUUUCCUUCUGAAAUGCAAAGGUCUCUAACUUUACACUACAAUGUAAAGCUUGUUUAUCAGUUGCGGCCAUGUGGCCAAAAUUCAAAUUCAUGAUUCCUCUGAUUAAGUUAGUUAAACCUGCUGCAAAUGAUAACAGGUUUAUCCAGUGGAGGAGACGAGGACUGACAGCACUGUGUCUGUUGGGGACACAUUUAAAAAUUUGCCUGAUAGAUACAAACUAGCUCGUCAGGAUUUCUAUUUCAGGACCUCCAACUUAAACAUCACUUUGACAAGAAUGUUAAAGGACGCAUAUUAAAUAUAUCAGAUAAUACUGAGACAUUCAUUUAAGCAUUUAUUUCUGAAAUGUAUAAAAGCACAAGUGGAUAAUUAUAGAGGAUCAUUAUUAAUUUGAGGGGCCGUUCAAUAAAUUAUAUGAAGACUAAAUGUGAAUUGGCAAUUGCAGUCACCUCUAUAAUGGACAUCUAUAAUAAAUAUCAAAAUAACUACAACAGCCAUAUAUGUGGAGUGAUUUUCAUUGAAAAAUUGUGUAGGUUUUUUUUUUUUCCUAACUCCAAAAAACUAAAGUCUGGACAGCUCAGAUAGUUUCUGGAGCUGUCUGAUCCUUAAACUAUUCUGGGACAGUGUGCAGUAUAGUGAGGGAGUUUCUGUGCUACAGUUCUAAAUUAAUUUAUUUAAAAUUUAUUUAGAUAUAUUUAUGGUAGCAAGAAAGAAGCUGAUAAUAAGGCACUGACUUUGCAAAGAACCUCCUGUCUGGAUUUAGAAUGUAAUCAUUUUAAAAGUGUGUUUGGUGCUUAUAGUACGAAACCUCUGCUAAAACCUAAAAACAGGACAAACCGCUUCAUGUCAUAGCUACAUGUGACCAUAUCGUGGAGCUAUUUGCUGUGUUUCUGCUGGCCUACAGUCAUUUUCAAGUCAAACGCACCACAUAACUGUGCAGUUUUGUUGUUUAGAAAAUCUACACUCUUUAACACAUAUAUACAACUAAAUUGGCCCAGUUUAUUAUUAUUUUGUUUUUCAGAUAUAGCAACCGCGGUCGUUUGUAUGCCCACUGGAUGUGGAGCAUGAAUAACCAAGAGAAAUAUAUUGAGUGAAACUAAGCUGAAGGAUUUGACCUUUUUAGUGAAAAAGGGCGAUAAAAACAGAAAGAGAAACAGCUGUUUGUUGGUCCUUGGUAUUAAUGACCUGGGUUUUGAUGCAUUUCAUAACAUUUAGUAAGUUCAGUGCUGUCAUUUAUCUCGUUUUCUAUUUACACCGAAUUCUGUAUUUUACCAAGAUUCACAAACCUAAGAUAGUCUCGUUGUAUACCACACAAACCAUGCGAUAUUUAUGAAAUACAAUGUUUAAUUCACUAAUAUGCCAGCAUCAUUAUAUAAUUAAUAAGAAGUAUAAUUAAUAAGAAGUGUUUGUUUCACGACUUGCACCGGACACCGGGAGUCCUUUCAAAUGAAUUAACUAAACUGGCAACACCUUCAGUACCAGCAACAGUUCAAGAAGGGUAAAAGACUCCAAACCACUCACACUUAGCCUUUUUAAUAACAAAAUGUAAUUAUUGUAAAGUUAAAUAGCUGAAAUAAAAACAAAUAUACAUAUAUUAAAAAAAUAUUUAUUUAUUUAGUCAGACGACUUUGUAUUUUUAUUUUUCAGUUAACAAAGGUUCGGCUGAGCUGAAGUGAACAGUUGUUGCCUUUUAUUGUGGCUUUUCCCUUUAAGACGCCAGAGGCCUACAUUUCCCAUAAUUCCACGCUCCAUAACACUCAUUAAAUCAAGUGAGUCCACGCGACAGCGACAGCAGCAUCCGAGGAGAUGAUCCGGUCAGGCUCCGGUAACACACUCAGCAAACGGUGAAGUGUUUUUACCGGCGGAGAUGUCUCUGUCGUCCACGGGGAGCCCGGACACGACCAGCCGGAGGAGGAGGCCGGCUGAACACGCGCAAGAUUCUUCAAGCGAGCAUGAUCCUCUGUUAGGUUACAGUAAUGAACAGGCCCAUGAUCGACUGUGUGGCGCUCAGCACGCAGACUCCUCCACUUCAUCUUCACAACACUCCUUAUAUUCUGCAACAAAAUGCACUGCUGCAUGUGCAUGUGCAUGUCCGAGCCAUCAUGCAUGCGAAGACAGCUGGGAGGAAAGCCAAAAUAAGAAAACCAUCAGAGCCGAGAAUGAAGUGGAAGCCAACAAACUGGUCAACAAUUACAGAUUUGGGUUUAGAAAGUGGAAGAGCCACGUGACGGAGCGGCCGUUUGAAGGCCGGUCAGAUGUUGUGAAAGAACUAUACUCUGAGCUAAAUGUCAUAAAACCGCAUUCAGGUCCAGGUCAUUUCAUCACAUGUGGAAACGUAGCCUACCUGCUCCUGUUUGGUUGGUGGGUUUCUCUGGCAUAUUUCCUGGUUGGCACACUGAUGUUCAUCACUGUUACUGGGGUACCGUAUGGUAAACUGUGCUGGAAGCUGUGCUGCUACUUCCUGUGGCCGUUUGGCAACCCAAUCCACGAGAUGGGAAAUACACUGAGGCGAUGCUGUGAGCGCGCACCAGACUGUGAGUGCAGUAUGGAGGCGGAAGAAGAUAACUCACCAUUUCUGCUGCCAUCACCCACAGAGGUGCCAGUCCCAGAGAUGCCAGACCGACCUCUGCGCACUCCUUACUGGCGUCGUUUUGCCACCUAUGUGUGGCUGCUGCUGGGAUAUCCUCCUCUGGUGGUCGUUCACUCUCUGGCGUGCUUCAUCUCCUGGAUCCUGGUCUUCACCAUUCCAGUUUUCAAGAUGAACGCACGAACUCUGGGCGUCAUCCUCCUGCUGCCUCCUGAGGAUGUGUCUAUCUCUGCUGGCUCACAGAGGAAGCAUCAGGGCUAUGAGACCAGAGCGUUACUGUGUUGCUACCACGCUGCCAACUGGUACUACUACAAGUACACGAUUGAUGGGAUUAAUGUGUUUGCUGCCAACCUCCUCCCUCUAGUGAUAGUUGCCCUGGUAACUGGAUAUAUUGACAGAGAAAACAAGUACGCCAGCUCCGAUGUCAAAUUCACCAUAGCAAUUGGCUCCAUCAUACCUCUGUCAUAUUACAUUGGCAUGGGAAUUGCCAGCAUUUCAGCUCAGAGUAACUUUGCUGUGGGCGCUGUGGUGAACGCCACCUUUGGUUCCAUCACAGAACUGACCUUUUACAUCACAGCCCUGCUCAGAGGUCACCAGCAAGCUAACACCUGUCUUGAGGAGGUUGUUAAGGCUGCGCUGACUGGGACACUGCUUGGAUGUAUCCUCUUUAUUCCUGGCAUUUGCAUGAUAAUUGGAGGUCUCCGUCACAGUGAGCAAAGGUUCAACAGCCGUUCUGCAGGAGUGAGCUGUGCGCUGCUUUUCAUCUCUAUAGGAGGUGUGUUCGCACCCACGCUCUUCUCUAAGGCUUAUGGGAACUUGGUGUGUGACUCCUGUACCAACUCUACCGGGGCAAACAGCACAAGCAACAGCAGCGGGCCGUUUGUCUGCCACAACUGCCACUAUGACCUGAGCAAUGGUACACUGUUUCACAACCAUGUCCAGCCUCUGGUGUACACCGUGUGUGCCCUCCUGCCCGUUGCCUACAUCAUCGGUCUGCUCUUCACUCUGAAGACGCACUCCCACAUUUACAACAUCCACGUAGGAGAAGUACAGGGUAUGAAUCACUCUAACGAGUCACACUUAACAGUGAGUGGCCACCACGGGACGGUGGUCCACUGGUCACGCUGGAGGUCUCUGGUCAUCCUCAUCUUGGCUACGGUGCUCACGUCUGCUUGUGCCGAUCUUGCCACCGAGCACAUUCAGCCCAUACUAAGCCAACCAAACAUCUCUCAGUAUUUCAUCGGGGUGACCGUUCUGGCUAUGGUUCCUGAGAUCCCCGAGAUUGUUAACGGGAUCCAGUUUGCACUCCAGAACAACAUCAGUCUCAGCCUCGAGGUGGGAAGCUGUAUCGCUGUGCAGGUCUGCAUGCUACAAAUACCAAUACUGGUCCUAUUUAAUGCUUUCUAUGAUGUGGGAUUUGUGUUGAUUUUCAGUGACCAGCACCUGUGGGCCAGCAUCUUCAGUGUGAUCUUGGUCAACUACAUCUUCAUGGAUGGCAAGUGUGAUUAUUUUCAGGGUACAGCUCUGGUGGUCGUCUACCUCAUCCUCCUGGCUCAGUACUACUUUGCUCCAUCUCCAGCCGGCUGUUGAACGUUGGAUGGGGAUUUUUUGCACAAAUUGCCGAUGUUUUUUUGGCAGGUUCUUAUCUCGUCAAAUUAUGCAUAAAUGUCGAUGGGGGAAUCCCAAAUGGAACCUUUAAUUUUUUUUAAUCUAUUUUAUUUCUUUUAUUGUAAUCAUACUUGAGACAAAACUAAAAAUUGUAAGCUCAGGAUGGUACUUUUGUGACUAGUGCUGUUAAAAAAAAAAAGUAUAUUUUACAAACUGACAUAAUUAACAGCAAUGAGAGAUCAACUAUUUUUACUGUACAACAGGAGUUUCUGCACUGAUCAUACUUUACAGGAACAAUUGUGAUGAAGUUUGUAUAUUUUAACUGCAGUAAAAUUUUAUGUGUGUGAUGUGACAUUUUUAAAUGAGUCGUGUGAAUUAUGUUAGAAAGUUUACCCUCUUUUACAUCACACAGUGCUUAACAGAUUUUAUGAUUCAAACACAGCCUCAGAUGAACGACAACAGCAUGAGAUAUUACACAGUGUCAUUAUUUAACCAAAGCUACGCCAAAACAGAAGCAGUGUGUGAACAACUACCACACACAGUUUGUUCAUGCACAGCUCUCAGUCCAGGGACAGGAUUUCAGUUGGAUGCAAGUCUGGAGUUUGAAAUGUCAUUGCUACACUUCGAUUUGCUGCUGUGCUUCAGAUCAUUUUGCUGCAUUACUCAAUUUGGCCACGAUUCAUCAGUUAGAUGGCCUCGUAUUCGACUCUAAAAUACUUUAGUAUUCAGAGUUCAUGGUCGACUCAAUGACUGCACGGUGUCCCAAGUCCCGUGGCUGCCAAACCACCAUCUCUUGGAGACCCCUAGGGGGUCUUACCACACAUUAAUCACUAGCAUUUAAUUGUGACUGAGUUCUAUUGUAAAGCACUUUGGUCAACCUGUGUUGUUUUUAAACAUGCUUAUAAAUAAAACAGACUUACCAAAAGGAGUUCUUCCUUCCCACCAUAAAGUACAUUUGAUUAGCAGCAUCUGGCUUGUACUUAGCCUCUUAUAGAGGCAGUAAGAUGGUACCUAGUUUUUCCACAAACUGCUUCUACAUUUUUAUUUUUUUUAAAUUUGUUUUUGUUAAAUAAAUGACUGUAUUAUUCUGCUGUGUGUUCAUUU